Molecule: messenger RNA, 1359 nt
Organism: Polistes dominula (European paper wasp)
Lineage: Eukaryota; Metazoa; Arthropoda; Insecta; Hymenoptera; Vespidae
Source: RefSeq, a predicted model, not a curated record
AUGGAUAAUGAGAAUAAAGAAUUUGUCUCGCAUGCUACGCUUCUACGCAAAGAAGAGCUUCAUUGCGUUGUUUGUGAAAUCGAUUUUAUCGAAGUUCAAAAUUCGUUAGCAAAAUCGAAUAAUCAUUGGCAAACAUUAAAAUGUCGAUUAAUUAUUCAUAUUUUUCCUGAAAUUAUUGCAUCUCCCCAACCUGGUACAGAUAAUUCAAUAGUUAUUAUCGUUUCAAAUGAAUUUUUGAAGACUGGAAAAUUGCAGGAAACUUUACGAACUUUGAAUAUGUUGUUUAAAAAUCCACAGCCAGUAACAAGAGAAGAUUAUAUUGUUUGUCUUAAUUAUACAAUAGAAUGUAAAUUAGCACCAAGAUGGAACAAAGUUGGACAAUAUUUUGUUCAAGGAAAACAAUUUUAUAUGUCCAUGCAAGAAAUGAAUGCAUUAAAAUUGGAAAUUUCUAUAAACGAUGAAAACGUGUCGUUUAAAUUUCAACCGAAGAAACUCAAAAUACCGUUUAUACAAUUAGAAGAUUUUUAUUUGUUACGUUCAAUGUUAGUUGAUUUUCUAAUAGAUUGUAACGGUUUUAUCAAUUUGAUAGAUUUUUCUCAAUCGGUAUACGCCUUACCAAGUAUGUGUAAGGGAAAAGUCAUAUCUGUAACUAAACAGAUUCCAUCAAGUUGUCCAUUCAAAGAUUAUAUACAAUUACGUAGACAUUGGAAGAAUAUGUAUGGUUAUCGAUUACCCCAAACACCUGAAGGAAUUAUUUAUUACAAUAUUAAAUUUCCAUUUUCCAAUGUUAAUCGUUUCACAUAUCCAAGUACAUGCGUGGCUUUUAAACCUAUACAAUUAUUUCCUUGCAACGAAAGCGAGCAUAUAAUUUCUCAAUUUAUUGAUGAUAUAUGUGAGACAAUAUCUGAUAUAUGUGGCAAACGGUUACAAAUAUUGUCGUAUCAAAAACCAAAUGUACAAUUAUUUUCGUUAAAUGAAAAUACAUCAAGUAUUAAGAAUAAACUAUCACCACCAGAAAACAAAGAAAAGAGUUCAGUUUUUAUGGAUAUGACAAAUAUUGAGAAAAAACAGAAAUUAGAGUUUUCAUCAAAAUAUGAAGAUUGCUUAUUAACUAAUGCAGAAAAACCAAUGUGUCAAACAUUAAAACCAACUGGAUAUUUAACUGAAAUUGAACAAAUUCAUACUACGAGUAAACCUGUUGCUGUUAAUAAUAAAAAAACAAUUCUUAAUGAUCACGAAAAAAUAAACGAUGCAUAUGAAGAGAAAAUGUCCAGCUUUUGAUAUCAACACAGAAUCAAUGCAUUCCAUACAACAAAGUACACAUACUAAUACAAAAUUAAAUCAAACAUUUGUGAAUAC